CACUAAAAAACAUGCACUUGGUUACUUGUGAAUUUUCAUACUCGACAUACUUGUAUUGUAGCCGUCGUUGUCUGGGCUGAGGAAAUUAAAGAGCUCCUUGAGGAUGUCCACUUGGAGUGAAACUACAGCGGCGAUUAAUCGAUAUCUUACUUUAAUCUUCGCGGAAAAUUCAGGUUAUGUUGUGCGAGGUUAUGUAGAUACUAUUAAAGGAGGUCCUAAAUCGUAGCUGUUGUAAUCGAAGGAGUUGUUAGAAUGUGACGACAUUUUCGAGUGGAUUUGGCUGAAUUUUACCGAAAAAAUGUGACUUCAGUUUUUUGUUUGAACUCUUUUGUAAUAUAAAUAAAAUUAGGAACAUUGGUUGUUUAUGUUUGUACUGCGUUGAUGACUUCAUUCGCUAGUUAUUUCCGUUUUUGUAAAUUUUGUGAAAUGGUAUCCAAUCGCACAUAAUUUUAAAGUUUUAAUAUCGCAUUAUCUAAAACUGUUCAUAAAUUGAAUAAUGGGAUCCGUCGUAUCGAGGCAUCCUUUCAAUAUCCUAUUCUUCUCGAAACGCGACGACUUGUUCCUAGACGAUUACAAACGCUGCGACAAUUACGAGACGUUACUUAGAGAGCACCCUCAGACUCGGAUACAAUCCGAAUUGGACGAAAAAAGGAAGCGUUUGCUGAUUGCAGUCACUCAUAAUGACAUACAACAAGUGAAAGCGCUCUUAGAUUCACCAAGACUGUAUAAAGUUACUGACAGGAACGGCGAAAAUUUACUGCAGAUAGCGAUCAUUCGAAACAAUGCAGCCGUUUUCGACUAUUUGCUUUCGCUCGAAGACUUCCCUCUGGAAUUGGUCAACAGCGACAAAGAAACGGCGUUAAUAACUGCCGUUAGUGGGGGUUUAGACGACAAUGACUACUACUUUGCGGAACAGUUGGUGAAAAAAGGCGCCAAUUUGCGGCACAUGGAGUAUUUAACCAGAACAGUGUGGUACUACUCCAUUAAAAACCCUAGAAUGAUUAAACUGUUGGCGGAAACGGGGGCUGAUGUUAACACUUGGCACAGACAUUUUGAAACGCCUUUACAUAUGGCUUGUCGCUACAGCAACGACGAAGUCGUGUCAAUUUUGUUGUUUUUUGGAGCUGAUCCGCUCACCAAGGGUCAUGAGGGCUUAAUCCCUUUCGAUAUAGCAGUCCUACAGAAAAAUCGCUUCCAACAAAAACUUUUGUUUAAAUAUACGUUUGACGCAUUCUCUCAAUUUAAAAUAAAGUGGAGGAUUCUGCUGAAACUAGCUCGCCAGCAGUCGUCUCUAUUUGAAAAAUUCGAUCAAUUGGUUAUGGACAGAUCGACGUAUAGUAUGAUGGAGCAAGGCGAACUGGAAGAACUAUUGCAACUUGAUUCCAAAACACUAAAAAAAGUACUAACGAAAUUUAAGAACGUAGUUCGUUGGUUUCUACCAUCGUGUAGUUUCCACUUCUGGUGGAAAAAAGAGGACAAUAUUUUAGAAAAGAUCGAAGUUCUGGUGAAGUGUGGAUUGGAAGACGAGGUGAUCAAGUGUGUCCAAAAUACGAAUACUACGCUUUUGUUUCACUUCUUGUUGAAGGAGUUCGAUGAGCCUACGGUCACUGCAAUCACGUGUUAUUUGUUGUCGUAUGACUUGCGUCUCACUGAACACGAUUUACAAGAUGUUUACGAAGCGUACGGUUACUGCGAACUGUUUAAGAUAAUGCUACACAUGGAUGUCCAGAUGGAGAUGAAGCGACAACAAAUGGUGCCUUCUUUUAUCUACGACCUCACGUGGGAUUUCAAAACUUGUCGUCGAAAACCGUACUGUUUUGUAAAUGUGGAGCAUUUGUUGUAUUACUUUUCGAAUUCGGAAAUAAACGACUUCUGUCGGAUGGCGUGCGGGGACAAAGUUUCAGAAAAGAUUAACAGAAUGCCUCAGGUACCGUCACUGGUGGAGAUUACCAGAAAUGCUUUCCGCAAGCAUUUUAUUCACAGAUAUAAGAUUAAAACCGCAAAGCAGUUCUUUAGUUUGAUUAAUGGACUGUGCAUUAAUGAUGUUUAUAAAAAGAUUAUCACCUACGAGAAAAAGAUCUACUAAUGGAAAGGCGAGACGUGGUGUGUAAAUGUAUAUAAAUAAGUAUAUAUGUAUAUAAUCGCUAUUAUAUCAUAUGUUAUUCCGCCAUAAGACAUGUAUGGUAUAUACGCAAUGAUGUAAAAGUCACAUUGACUGGAGAAUCUCCGUGCUGUGUUGUACAGAUGAAACUUGUGAAACGGGCAAGAAGAAAACGGUACCUACAAUAAAUUAGUAUGAGUUGGAGACUUUUUAUUUAUCC
Messenger RNA from Zophobas morio, 2321 nucleotides. RefSeq lists its product as uncharacterized. The transcript is spliced from 5 exons. Gene Ontology annotation, molecular function: protein binding. Lineage: Eukaryota; Metazoa; Arthropoda; Insecta; Coleoptera; Tenebrionidae. The record is from RefSeq and is a predicted model, not a curated record. Bases 497 to 2086 code for a protein of 529 amino acids.